Molecule: messenger RNA, 1875 nt
Organism: Didymosphaeria variabile
Lineage: Eukaryota; Fungi; Ascomycota; Dothideomycetes; Pleosporales; Didymosphaeriaceae
Exons: 2
Coding region: 1-1875 (624 amino acids)
Source: RefSeq, a predicted model, not a curated record
AUGCUGAACCCAUUCCAAAUAGACGCAGCAACUAUUGCAAGUGCCAGCGAGCGUCUGAUCGAGCUUCUCGAUCAAGCACUUUCGGACGGACAUCAGUGCCUGGGCUCGGAACCGAAUAUCCUCGCACUCGAGGCAUAUUCGCCCCAUGCUUUGAAGGCUUUCGUCUCAUCUGCUAAUCGGGGUGUCGAUGCCGCGUGGCGCUCCUAUCUACAAAGACGCAAAGCAGGAGGUCACCGAGAGUUGUUGCUCACGCGUGAGCAUGCUGAGUACUGGCUAGAACGUGCAGCCCCAGUCAAACUUAUUGAUGGCGCCUGGCUCUCCAGGAUUCACCAUAGAAGGACAGCAUGCGAGCUAAGGCCAAUUACCCGCAUCGCAUGGCAAAUCCUCUCCGAGGAGCUAGGAGAUGGAGACUUGAAGAAAAAUCAUGUCCAUCUGUACUCGAAAUUGCUUCGCAGCUUCGGCUUAUCCUUGCCAGCCGGGGACGCGGCCGAAUUCAUUGAUGCUAAAGCCAAUCCGAACGAUGAUCCCGACAUUUGGGCCGCAGCCGUUGCGCAACUCGCUCUUGGAAUGUUUCCGGACGAAUUCCUUGCAGAAGUAAUGGGCUUCAACCUGGCAUACGAAGCCGUUGCUUUCGAUACCUUACUUGCAGCUCAUGAGCUCAAAGAAUUAGACUUGGAUCCCAGCUACUUCAAUCUUCAUAUUACAAUCGACAACGCGGACAGUGGACAUACCGCUAUGGCCUUGGAUGCCGUUCUCAAGUUUCUUGAGGUCGGCGAGCCCUGCACUCGGGAGCGGAAUUGGCGAGGUGUCAAAGCCGGGUAUCUUCUUGCCACGAUGAUACGCUCAUCACCAUCCAUCCCUAACGUGGCUGAUAAGCAAGUCCUGGAUAUUUUUUCGCGCAAACGAGAAGCUAGCAAUGCAGCUCAUCAAUCCUGCCGUGCAGUGAUAGGAGGUCUCCGAGGUAUGAACGUCUCCGCCUGGAUGCAUAGCGAUGGCUGGGAACGUCGCAAAUAUCGAUUUCUUCAGAUACUGGCCACAUCGUCGUGGGUUGUCCCUGGAGAUCCAGAUAAGAGCCGUUUGUUCGCAGAAUUGGGGUGGAAGGGGCGCAUGUUCGGCGCAUUCACAGUCCAGGAGAGGAAGGCCAUUGCGGAAUGGAUUAGCAGCCUCGAGACUUCCAAGGAGCCAUCCAGAGUAGUCGUCUUAUGGAGGAACUUCACGAUGCGCACUCCCCAGUCUAACGCAGCCUCGAACGUGGUGAUGACCUUCCAGAGACCCGAGCACACCAUGGGCAUGCACUCGACUUUGGCUGCUUUCGGCACGAUCGUCCUUGAUGGGCCAAUCAGUCGUCGGAUACUUGCAACAUCACUUUGGUGCAGCCUUAUUCCUCUCGAACAUGCUUUUGUAUGUCCUGCUAGAGCUGCAUCUCACGAGAUGAUGAGAGCUCUACGAGUACUGCGGCUGUUGAACGGUUUCUCUGCCGACAUCUCCAAUGCCGUCGAUGGCAUGGACGAGGUGUAUCGCCCGUCUCGUUGUAGCGUAUUCAGCCUGGUGACUCGUCUGGAGAAUGCCAAUGUAAUCUUGGAAGAAUUCGACCGGUCAAGAGCGAUGUGGGAAUGGCUGGAAAGGGCUGCGCAAGAUUUCAAAUCAAACCACUGGUUUCUGCUUGGAAGUCAGUAUUGCUUUGUCCUCAACCUAUUCACGAAUGGGCACCUACUCCAGAGAUCUGGGAUCUACAAAGAAAUGAUAGAUGAUUUGGGGGCCCUUGGAAGCAACAUCUUGCAACAGAUGUCAGACCUACAGUCAGGAGAGAGGCGAGAGUGCCAGCUUGGGUACUCAUUCGUUUCGCAGACUUUGCAGAAGAUCUCCGAGACAUAA